CUGGAUACGAUGACGUCGCGAGGCGUUCAGGGAAGCGCAGCCUUUUCGAGCAACACGUCCAGCCAGCAUUGCUUCGAUGUGCAUAUUUUUUUCAGUUAUGAGAUCGAUUUACUAACAGCUGUGAACUCUGAUUUGAAACUUUAAAUUGCUUUGCGCGUUUUCGUGAACUAUGUCUCUCUCGGCUGUGUUUGUGUUGGAUCUGAAGGGGAAGGUGUUGAUAUGUCGCAAUUACAAGGGCGAUGUGGACAUGGCGGAGAUUGACCACUUCAUGCCUCUGCUCAUGCAGCACGACGACGAAGGGCUUACGUGUCCUGUGAUGUCACACGGCAACGUUCACUUCAUGUGGAUCAAACACAGCAACCUCUACUUGGUGGCCACAACAAACAAGAACUCUAACGCCUCACUCGUGUACUCCUUCCUCUAUAAACUUGUCGAGGUGUUUACUGAGUAUUUUAAGGAGUUGGAGGAGGAGAGCAUUCAGGACAACUUUGUGGUUGUCUACGAGCUCCUGGACGAGUUGAUGGAUUUUGGAUUUCCUCAGACUACCGACAGCAAAAUCCUUCAGGAAUACAUUACACAGGAGGGUGCCAAACUUGAGGUGGCAAAGUCGAAGGUGCCGACCACGGUCACCAACGCUGUUUCCUGGAGGUCCGAGGGUAUCAAAUACAAGAAGAAUGAAGUCUUUAUCGACGUCAUCGAGUCCAUCAAUGUGUUGGUGAAUGCAAACGGCAGUGUGAUGAGCAGCGACAUUGUGGGCAGCAUCAAAUUGAAGACCAUGCUGUCAGGGAUGCCCGAACUGCGACUCGGUCUCAACGACAGAGUGCUCUUUGCACUCACUGGACGUACGUACGCCGCAAAAAGGCCAUUGCAAGUCCGCCGUGGCGAAUUAUUUGACGUUUUUGUCGUGUGUUUAGGUGACAAGGGCAAGACGGUGGUGAUGGAAGAUGUGAAGUUCCACCAGUGUGUACGGCUGUCACGCUUCGAGAACGACCGCACCAUCUCCUUCAUUCCGCCGGAUGGGGAGUCUGAGCUUAUGUCCUACCGCAUAAAUACCCACGUGAAACCGCUGAUAUGGAUUGAAUCAGUCAUUGAGAAGUUCUCUCACAGCCGAGUGGAAAUCAUGGUGAAGGCAAAGGGCCAGUUUAAAAAACAAUCUGUGGCAAACAACGUGGAGGUUCGAAUUCCUGUCCCCAGUGAUGCCGACUCUCCCAAAUUCAAAACCAGUACAGGCAAUGCCAAAUAUGUACCAGAGAAGAAUUGGGUGGUGUGGACCAUCAAAUCUUUCCCAGGAGGCAAAGAGUUUCUAAUGAGGGCCCACUUUGGUCUACCCAGUGUGGAGAAUGAUGAGCUCGAGGGCAAACCUCCCAUUACUGUCAAAUUUGAAAUCCCUUACUUCACAGUCUCUGGAAUACAGGUGCGAUACAUGAAGAUCAUAGAAAAAAGUGGUUACCAAGCCUUGCCGUGGGUCCGUUACAUUACGCAAAGUGGAGAUUACCAGCUGCGGACCAAUAUGUAAAGGAAGAAGAGCAGUUAAUAAUCUCGUGGACAGAGAGACUGCCUUUUCAAUUUUAGCUGAGCUAUUUAGUGUCUCUGAUCUUGAUUAUUGAAAAGGAAGUGGAUUUUAAUGAUGUAAUGAAGUGGAUUUUAAUUAUUUUGAACAUUAAAAGCUUCUAAAAAUUAAUAAAGCACCAGUUUAUUCAAAUUA
Molecule: messenger RNA, 1705 nt
Organism: Hippocampus zosterae (dwarf seahorse)
Lineage: Eukaryota; Metazoa; Chordata; Actinopteri; Syngnathiformes; Syngnathidae
Gene: ap1m2
Product: adaptor related protein complex 1 subunit mu 2
Exons: 11
Coding region: 170-1516 (448 amino acids)
Biological process (GO): intracellular protein transport; vesicle-mediated transport
Cellular component (GO): clathrin adaptor complex; clathrin-coated vesicle
Molecular function (GO): clathrin-cargo adaptor activity
Source: RefSeq, a predicted model, not a curated record